AUGGCAGGGGAAAUCGGGAGCACCAAGACGGGCAGUCAAUAUGUCGUUCACGAUGUUGAGACAGGUCCAUCAGGAUCGGGAUCGGGAUUGGGGUCGCAGCAGGAUCCUGAUCUUGGGGGUAUCGUCACGCAGCAUGAACAUCAGAGCUUGGUCCGUGGUCUAGGGCAGCGCCAUAUUCAGAUGAUCGCUAUUGCGGGCGCGAUUGGCACAGGUCUUUUCCUCGGAUUGGGUGGCUCGAUUGCUACCGGUGGUCCGCUUGGAGCCCUACUUGGCUACAUGUUUGUCGGCCUAGUCGUCUGCAGCAUCCAAUUUGCGCUGGGAGAGGUCGCGGCCUUGUUGCCCGUCACUGGUUCAUUUGUCCGCCAUGCAGAAAUCCUCGUUGACCCUGCGCUGUCAUUCGCAAUUGGCUGGAACGUCGUCUAUGGGUGCUUCCUUAGUGUUCCCAGUGAAAUUUCCGCCAGUGUGGUGUUGAUUCAAUAUUGGACCGACAUCAACGCAGCGGUUUGGGUCAGUAUCCUCAUUGUGGUAUCCGCAGUCGUCGCCUUCUCGUUCAUUCGCGUCUACGGUGAGGUCGAGUUUGUUUUCGCCAUUCUCAAAAUCCUGUUGGUCGUUUUCGUGGUGAUUCUAGGCCUCGUCAUUGACCUGGGUGGUGUUCCAGGGGUGCCUCGCAGAGGUUUCCAUUACUGGAAAGACCCUGGCCCAUUCGUCGAGUAUAUCUCAACUGGAUCAUGGGGUCGCUUUCUAGGAUUCUGGGCGGUCAUGACCAAUGCAGUGUACUCGUUUGCGGGCGUGGAAUCGCUGGCCAUGGCAGCCGCGGAAACCCAGAAUCCGCGUCACAAUAUUCCUAAAGCAUGCAAACGGGUUUUUGCGCGUGUUUCCAUCUUCUACCUAGCCGCAGUGUUGGUAGUAGGUAUGGUUGUUUCCAGCGCCGAUGAGCGUCUUGGCUCGGAUUCCGGCACGGCGGCUACAAGUCCCUUCGUCAUUGCUGCCAGUGAUGCCGGCAUCAAGGCCAUUCCAUCGGUCGUGAACGCAGUGUGCUUGUCUUCUGCGUGGUCAGCCUCUAAUCAGAGUAUGCUAGCCGGAACAAGAACCCUGUACGGUCUCGCAAUCAAAGGUCAUGCCCCCAAAAUCUUCCUUCGGACAACGUCAUGGGGUAUCCCAUACAUGUGCGUCCUGGCUCAGGUCCUCUUCUCUUUCCUAGCCUACAUGUGCGUCUCCAACGAUGCCAUGGAUGUUUUCUGGUGGUUUGUUGAUCUGACCGCUGCUGGUACCCUGGUCUCGUGGAUCGCCAUUUCGCUGAACCAUCUUCGUUUAUUGAAAGCCCUGGAUGCACAAGGUAUCCCAGCAUCUGAGCUGCCGUGGCAUAAUCGAAUUACCAGAUACACCACUUGGUUCGCCCUGGUCUCCUGCACUGUCAUUCUAUUCACAGGAGGCUUUGCAGUUUUUACAACAGGAAACUGGGAUCCUGCUUCCUUCGUUUCGUCAUACCUGGACAUUCCACUGGUCCUUGGUGCAUACGGAGGUUACAAAUUAAUCCGUCGGACUGAGAUCAUUCCUCUGAAAUCGAUCCCCAUCCAAGAGGCAUUGGAUGAAGCCGCUAACGACCCUGAAAAUGUGCCAAUCAAGGGAGACAGCGUCUGGGCUAAGAUGAACAUAUUUUGGGGCUAA
Molecule: messenger RNA, 1668 nt
Organism: Penicillium brevicompactum
Lineage: Eukaryota; Fungi; Ascomycota; Eurotiomycetes; Eurotiales; Aspergillaceae
Exons: 4
Coding region: 1-1668 (555 amino acids)
Biological process (GO): amino acid transmembrane transport
Cellular component (GO): membrane
Molecular function (GO): amino acid transmembrane transporter activity
Source: RefSeq, a predicted model, not a curated record